Molecule: messenger RNA, 706 nt
Organism: Misgurnus anguillicaudatus (oriental weatherfish)
Lineage: Eukaryota; Metazoa; Chordata; Actinopteri; Cypriniformes; Cobitidae
Source: RefSeq, a predicted model, not a curated record
UUACUGAGGCCACCAGCUCUGUUACCAUGGAACCACUAGGUUUCAAAAGGGGCAUGACUGAGUUGAUGGACCAGGGCCUUGACGUGGAAGUGAUGGCCACAGAUCGCUCAACAUCUAUUCAAAAAAUAAUGAGGGAAGAAUUUCCUAAUGUCCAACAUCAGUUUGACAUCUGGCACACAGCAAAAGGUUUCCGGAAGAAGAUGCAAAGUAAGGGGAAGAAAAAGGCCAAUGAAAUCAUCCAUGCAUGGACCAGGUCUGUCGUAAACCAUAUGUGGUUUGCCUGUGCGACAAGUAUGGGUGACGUCAAUUCCAUUACACACCACGUAUGUAACGUGCAUGAGUGGACAGAUGAAAACGGAGAACAGCAUCAUUGUGACCAUGCUCCUCUAACAACCAAGGAGCAAAAGAAGCGCAUGUGGAUGAAAAAAGAUUCUCUGGCAUUUCAGAACCUGUCAUCGCUGGUCCUUGACAAAAGGCUUCUGAAGGACAUGGACAAGAUGGCACUGUUCAAACAUACAGGCCCACUUGAAGUCUUCCACAGUGCACUUCUAAAAUACCUACCCAAACGCCAGGCAUUCUCAUUUCAGGGAAUGAGGGAGCGAUGUCACCUUGCCAUCCUAGAGCAUAAUGAGAAUAUUGUCAAGAGGAAGCAGGACACAACCAAGACAGGUAUGUUGUCAUGUGUUGUCUGAGUAGUAUAAUAUGA